Molecule: messenger RNA, 1965 nt
Organism: Bathycoccus prasinos
Lineage: Eukaryota; Viridiplantae; Chlorophyta; Mamiellophyceae; Mamiellales; Bathycoccaceae
Exons: 1
Coding region: 1-1965 (654 amino acids)
Biological process (GO): cell division
Cellular component (GO): anaphase-promoting complex
Molecular function (GO): protein binding
Source: RefSeq, a predicted model, not a curated record
AUGGAGACGGAAAAAUCGUCGUUCUCGUUUACCGAGACCUCGAUGGCGACCAUUCGAGUUGAGUUAGCUUCAACCGUGGAGGAUUGCAACCGGAGAGGUUUGAAAUGCGCCAAGAAAUGGGCCGCGGAACAGUUGUGUGGGUUACCUUCACCACCAUCUAAAGGUUUGAGCGAGGAAGAAACAGAGGAUUUUGAGAAUGCGAAGGAGGAAAAGGAAAGAGAGUUAAGGGUGAUUUCGUUUCCCGAACCGGUUGGAAACGUGCCGUUUCGAGGCGAAGGAGAGGAGUAUACGACGAGGACGACGACCUCAUCAAACAACCACGGACAGGACGAUCCGACGUACAUAUUAGCCAAAUCGUAUUUCGAUUUAGGCGAAUACCGAAGGUGCGCGGAUUUGCUGGCGACGUCGUCGCCGGCGUCCGCGCACGGGAAACCUUUGAAGACGUUUCUCGAACUGUACGCGCUCUUCUUGGCGGGCGAGACGACGAGGCGAGACGUGGCGAAUGUGCGCGCGAAAGGUCCGAGUGGGGCGGCUGGAGAUAGAGAGGAUGGAAAGAAAGGGAACGUUUCGGAUGCGAACGAUAUGGAUGGAGACGAUUUGGAUAGGAACGAAGGGCCGAGAGUUCGGGGCGAGUUGGUCGGGAGGAUGGCGAAUAAUCCAGAGUUGGACGUCGUCCAGAGCGGGCUGGAUGAGUACGAAAAGUAUAACAGCAGCAGUAGUACGAAUAAUAGCACUAGGGAGCAUAAUAAUAACGAGCAUAAGUGCGCGUUCAUCUGCUAUUUGCAGGCGUUGGUAUUUCGAGAACGAGGGCGAUUGGACGCGGCGAAAGUGAAGUUUGCCGAAUCGGCGAGGCUGUAUCCAACCUUUUGGAGCGCUUGGCAAGGGUUAGUAGAUUUGUGCGACGAAGACACCAUCGCCAACUUGAGGUUACCGAGAGACCAUUGGUGUUACCAAUGGUUCAUCGCGGAGUUUAAUUUAGAGAGUCAAAAGAACGUGGAAGCGAUGCAACAGUUUGAUAGGCUUUCGGAGAUUUUCAAGCGUUCGUCCUCGAUUUUGACCAAGUGCGCCAUAGCGCAAUACAACUUGAGAGAGUUCGACGAAGCCGAAGAGUUGUUCGAGCGAGUGAUUGAAGUCGAUCCACACAGAAUUGAAGGCAUAGACGCGUAUUCGAAUAUCUUAUACGUGAAAGAAGAUUUUGCCAAGUUAGCACAUCUGGCGCACAGAAUUUCCAACACGAACAAAUACACGCCUGAAACGUGUUGCGUCAUCGGAAACUAUUAUUCGUUAAAGCAACAACACGAGAAAGCGGUGACGUACUUCCGUCGCGCGUUACGUCUGAAUCGAGAUUACUUGUCCGCGUGGACGUUAUUAGGUCACGAGUAUACGGAAAUGAAAAAUCCAAAAGCUGCGAUUGAGGCCUACCGGUGCGCGGUGGAUAUCAACCCGAAAGAUUAUCGCGCGUGGUAUGGUUUAGGCCAAAUGUACGAGUUAAUUUCCAUGCACGUGUACGCGGUGUAUUACUACCAAGCGGCGGCUAAGUUGCGCCCGAACGAUAGUCGGAUGUGGUGCGCUAUUGGUGCUUGCUAUGAAGCGGACGGAUUACGCCAACCGAUAGCAGCCAUUCGCGUAUACCAACGAGCGGUGGCGUGCGGCGAUAAGGAAGGCAUCGCGCUCGGGAGAUUAGCAAAGCUUCACGAGCAACAAAAGAAUUGGAAAGCGGCGGCACAUUACCAUUUACGAAACUUAGAACGUUUGAAGCGCGAGACUGGGAGUUAUGCAGAGACGCAAGACUCCAUCGAUGGUUUGUUAUUCUUAGCAAAAUAUUAUAAAGGCGUGGGUAAAUUUGGCGCCGCCGAGGAAGCGUGCUCGAAACUUCUCGAUUUCCAAGGGCCGGAAAAGCAAACCGCGAAAGCUUUGUUGAGGGAGAUUCGCUCGGUAACGAGUGUGGAUUACGUCAGAAAUUAG